Messenger RNA from Pseudophryne corroboree (corroboree frog), 4998 nucleotides. Its product is annotated as trichohyalin-like. The transcript is spliced from 28 exons. NCBI's taxonomy places the organism in Eukaryota, Metazoa, Chordata, Amphibia, Anura, Myobatrachidae. The coding region runs from base 111 to 4499 and encodes 1462 amino acids. The record is from RefSeq and is a predicted model, not a curated record.
GCCAGAGUAACCGCCGUGUGCAGCACGGACAGCAGCUAGACGGGCUGAACUGUCCUUUUAGACACGCGCCUGGAAGCUCCCAGGUUCAUUUUGACGCUUGUGAAGGCAACAUGGUCGAUACAGUACAAGAAAAGGAUUCUGAGUUUGAAGAUUCCGCAGAAGAUGACAUGGGGCUAAAUCUUCAGAUGCACCUUUUGUCCCCUGAAAGAUCAGAUGAAAGACACAGGGACCAUUGUGAUUAUCUGCUAGAUGCUCUUGAUGAACAACUCGACCAACUCCAGUCACAGUCCAGCUUCAAAGCUUCUGUAAGAAACACUAACCACACCAAAGACACAAGUGCACCAGAUAAGGAGCAGCUGCAUGAAGUCUGUUCUAAGGAGCCUAAAGAUGCCAAUACGUUUGAUUCUAGUAAACAAAAGAAAGAUACAGAAAGUAAGAAAGAUGAGUACAAGUGGAGGCUGGCACAGCUCCUAGGAUUGGGACAGACAGACGGCCAAGGGUACCAGAGCGACACCAACUCUGCAGAAAGUGUGUGCACGGAGGACUUUGCAGUGAAGUUUAAUCAAGGACUGAUUCAGCCAAUAGCAAAUAGCAGGGGCAGCGAUGGAAAAACAUUGGCAGACUGUUCUGAAGGAAUAUCCCUAUCACUUCCAUUAUGCGAGGGCAGCACUGCAGAUAACUUCUCACUGAACACAGCAAGAAGAGAAGACAUCCUGCAACAGUUCAAAGAUGAGUUAGGAGAUGACUUGCAGGCUGCUCUUACCAUGAGUGUUGAAGACAAACUUCCAGCAAACCGUAAAAAUAGGAGAGAUAGUGUUGAGUCCUUGGGGGGGCGAAUAUCCAGACUUAGCCAAGCAAAUAUUUCUGAGCCAAUAGACUUACUCAGUUUGGAGAAAAGGAGUUCUGCUGUAAGCCGCUUGUCAUCUAGAGGUGGAGAUGAGCACCAGGAAGGCCCAGGUACUCUCAAAGGUCACUUGGUAGAUACGCCGCUUACUCUACAUGCUCGUAGCUCUGAGGAGCGAAGACACAUCAGCAGGACUGAUGCUCCACAGUCAUUCAAUGGUUAUCAGGCUGCCAGGCAGGAUAAUAUGACUGCUGAGAAGUUAGAGCCAUGUUUAUCUGAGGAACCUGCUGCUGAUGUAUCUUCAUAUGAUACAGCAUCAUUUAUUCCUAAGGAGAACAUUGAGCAGAAGAGUAAAAGCGAAUGUAAAAAGGCAGAGAAUACGAUGAGCACAGCUCACAGCAGCAGGCAGGGCUCCCGUACAGACACAUUAGACGCAGGCAGGUGGACAUCAUCAUCAUUACCACACUCCAAGAAUGUAUUUUUAGGUCACACAAAAGAAGAUGACAAGAAUGCGGCCAUUGUCUCUCAGCAGACAGACUUCAGUGUGCUGCCCAGCCAUGUGGACAGGAAGGACGUGGCUACACGGAAAGCGUUAUCCAGUGAGAAAGUUGGAAGAGAAAUAACACAAACAAACUGUAACUUCAGUUUAACAGGUAUAAAUGAACAAGCUAAAGAUCUGGUCCAAGUUGAAUCGUCACUGAGGGAUGAAAUCCCGGGUUCUGCUCUUUACAAACAUGUGGCCGGCAUUGCUUUGAAGAGUUUUGAUGCAGUGACUGUGGACAGUGAUUUGGACUCUGUGACAACAGAGCGAGUGCAGGAUCACAUUCGGAAAGCUCUGAGCAGCAGCAAAAGAGAUCCUGGUCACAACGCCAGAAGAUACCAUCGCAGUGGUCACGACCGUGGACGAUACACUGACCCCAGCAAGGAGUCCACAGAUGAUGAAGAUGACAAAGACUUCGAUAGGACCUUCAGUAACACUGAAUGGAGGAGUGGAAGCCCCAGACGGUGGAGUUCAAGUCCACUUAAAUCAAUCGAGUCUUCCAAAAGCCGGGCUACUAAGGGCAUUCCCAGUGACUUGUCGUGUUCUCCUGAGCAAGUGCAGAGCAGGAGGAUCACAGAGAACCUUGCAACUGAAAGGGCAAUUCUGGAGGAGACUGUCGCCAAACUCCGAAGAGACAUAACGCUUGAAGAAGAGAGACUUUCACAGCGGAAAGUUCAGGCCAGAGAGGCUGACCAGCAGUGUAAUGAUGCCAUACAGCAGAAGAAGGAAGCUUAUCACGAGCUAGAAUCUCUGCGUGAUUUACUAGAGAAGACCCAGAAAGAAGUGGCAAAACUGGAGUCACAUGUGAGGGAGAGUCAGAUCACAGAUGAGGAGUACAGGAGUGAGCUGGUAAUCCUGGAAUACAAACGCAACAAGUACCUGAAGGAACUGCAAGAGCUUGAGGUGGAACUGGAAUCCAUACAGCAGCAAUGUUCCAAUGCUCACAGCAGCCAGAUCGCCAACUUUCAGUAUGAGAUCUCCACUUUGACAAUGGAACGAGAUGAAUUAAUGGCUCGUGUGCGCCACAUGGAGGGGAGUCUGACGUUUAUGGAACGGCAGGAGCUAGAACGCCAGCUUGCCAAUACAAAGUCAGAGCUAUUCUCCGAGCAGCGAACAUCCAGAGCAAAGAUAGAGAAGCUGCAAGAGAGUUUAGAGGAGUCUCAGUGUAAACUGGAGGAAACAAGUGCGACCUGUGCUGAGAAGCAGGAGAAGAACAAGCAGCUCAAAUCCCAAUUACGCGAGCUUGAGAAGAAAUACCAGAUUCAAUUCCAGACUCAGGAAGAAGAAGCCAGUGUCCAGCAAGAAGCAUUUAACCAACAGAUCACUGACCUAAACUCCCAGAUCAGAGAACAGAGCACAAGAAUAGCCUCUCUGGAGAAGAUCCUAUCUGAGAAGGAGCUGGACCUGCUGAAGCUGCGGGAUCUGUUGUCUUCUAUGAAGGCUGAGAAAGAGGCGCAGAUGCUGGCUGUAGAAGCUAUGAGAGAUGAGCACAAUAAGGGACUGGCUGAACUACACCUCCAGCAUCAGCAGGACAGGGAUCUUCAUAUUGUAAAACUAAAGGAAGAGAUGCAUAGCCAAAAACAGAGGGAAAUCCAGCAGUUUGCAGAAAAUAUGGAGCAGGUGAAAGCAAAAGCUCUUAAGGAUCAAGCUGAAGCUCUGAAAAAAGAAAUGGAGAACGUAGUAAAGUCUCUGGAGCUGAAAGACAAAGACAUUGCAAAGCUGAAGGAGACUCUCAAGUCACAAAAAGAAUCCAUGAAGAAGCUAGCUGUAGAACUGAAGCAAGAAGCAAGAGAGAUGGUGCACAAUACACUAGUGCAUGAGCAGAAAAAGUGGGACAGUGAAAAGAGGGAUGCACUACAAAUACAGAGGCACACAAUGGAAGAGGAGAGGCUUCUAGAGCUGGCUGAUCUGCGGGAAGCACUGGAAAGGGAGCGCCGCACAUCUAUGACAUUGGAAAAGAAAUCUGCCGACCUUCAAAAUAUAAUUCAGGAGCAUGAAAUUUACCAACGUACCCUACAGCGGGAGAAGCAAGAAGCUUUGGAUGAGCUACGUGCAGUCCUGAAAGAAGAGAAGCAAGAAGAGAUGAGGAGACUCGAGGAUGAGCUGGCACAAGAAAAGGAGCGGGACAUUGAGCGCCUGAAGCUGAGGAUGCAGCAGCUGGAGGAAGAGCAGCAUGUGCUCAGGGCUGAAAAGAAUGAAUCGAUAUUCAGAGAGAGGGAGGCACUGGCUCAGGCUGAGCGAGCUGAAAGGGCCCUGGCCAGGGAGAUCAGUGCGGCUUGUGAGCGUAUCCAGUGCACUACCGGGAAGCCUAACAUUCAAAGCCCAUCGCGGAGCAAACAUGGAAGCCCCUCUCGUCUUUCCACCAACCAAGCGUUACAUAUGCUGCAUGGAGUAAGUGAGGAGACCAACCAGCUAUUUCAUGAAUUACAUCAUGAAGUGGAAGCACAAAAGCGCGCUAUCCUACAUGUGCAAAGAGAGAAGGAACGUGAGUUACAGCAGCUAAAGGAGCAGUUUCAGCUGGAGAAGGAAAAGGCUCUGGAAAUGUUAAAGGAGAGACUCAUACAGGAGCAUAUAGAAGAAAUCACCAAUCUGCAGCACGACCAGCUGAGAGACUCCAAUGGGGCAAACACCCAGUCUCUGCGGCAGCAGCUCCGGGAGAAGGACAACGAGCUGCGAGCCAUACAGAGGAACAUGGCCAAGUGGAAAGACGAGACUGCCACAAAGCUUGCUCGGAAAUUUGAAGAGGAACUUAAUGCAGAACUUGAAAAGAGUUUAUCCAGGAGCAAAGCCUCAGAGAGUUACAGGAACUCAGAGAGGGUUGGAGCAGCUGUUCGCAGACUGUCAUUGGAAAGGAGAGAAAACUCCCAUCUACGCUCAGCCUCUACGCCAUCACUCAAUGGGCCCGUGUCACAGCAUGACUCCAGUGCCUUAAAGAUUCUGCACAAUUUGCAAGGGAGAGUAAGGGAACUGCGGACAGAUAAUAGAUUGUACCAUGGUGGCAGCAUGGAUGACCUGAGUAGACUAAGGACUGACCUGGGAAACUCCUACAGAGAGAAAAGACCUAUAAUUAUGGAGCGAUCCAUGUCACAGAUACAAGGUAGUAUGAGGAAGUAAUUAGACAUGUAAAUUAGACAUGUUUCCAAGGCUCAUCCUUCAUGCGUGACUGGAGAGAGGAACUUGUAUAAAACAUCUGAGCUUUCAUCUUCAAAAGGGAAAAUAAGACAUAUAUCAGGUCAUGUGAUCUGAUGAUUACAUCCUUGGCGGAACAUUGGGCAGAAAAUACCUGUUCUGUUUACAAAGUGAUACAAAUAUAGGAGAUUGCACUAAUCUUCCAAUAUGCAUUAUGUGCUUUUGUCAACUUAACAUCCUAGAAAUUUAGUAUGAUGAGGUGUGAGAGACAACGUGAAACACUGUGAAUUUUUAUUCCUCUAUAUUCUGAGAAACAGAACAUAGAAAUAACAUAAAGGUGUACAGUAAUUACUACAUACUGAGAUUGCAUAAUAACAGUAGAAAUUGUAUCUUAAUGUAUGUAUUAUUUAUGCUGUAGGUUAGGGAAAAGAAGCUAUAAUGUAAUUUGCCUAUGUUUCUUUUUUAUAUAUAUAUGUUUUGUACU